CAACUGUCAUGGCGUCUCCCUUGAAGGGGGUUUGGUUGUGGAAAAAGUAGCCGCUGUCAUUUAUCACUUUCCUCCGGUGCGCAGAGCAGCUGACCCCGCUGAAGAGGCUUCACAGAGCGGGUACUCACCAUGGGGACUGUCCAUGCUAAGAGUCUGGAUCCUCUCCCGAUGCAUGGCCGGGACUUGGGCGUCAACCCCGAUGACAUUGUGGAACCUCCAGAAAUGGAGCAGGAGUCCAAGCAGGAGAUCCUCGAAAACAAAGAUGUGGUCGUCCAACAUGUCAACAUCCAGGGUCUUGGAAGAACCAAAGAGGAUCUGCUCGGCUAUGAGAUCUCUGAGGUUUUCCACGCCAAAAACCUCAUUGAUGUGAUGAAAAAAUCUCACAUUGCCAGACAGAGGCUGCUCCGCCUGGGAAUUUUCAAAGAAGUAGAGGUUCUUAUCGAUACGUCUGAAGGGACAGAUGCUUUGCCGAACGGUCUGGAUGUAACUUUUGAAGUGACCGAGAUAAAGAGGCUGACAGGAAGCUACAACACCAUGGUUGGCAACAACGAAGGAAGCAUGGUGCUCGGUGUGAAGUUACCCAACGUGUUUGGUCGAGCUGAGAAACUCACCUUCCAGUUCUCCUAUGGGACCAAGGAGACAUCCUAUGGCCUGUCCUUCUUCAAGCCGCAGCCCGGUCACUUUGAACGCAACCUCACCCUCAACAUGUACAAAGUCACUGGACAGUUCCCAUGGAGUUCUUUAAAAGAGACCGACAGAGGCAUGUCUGCAGAACUCAAUUUUCCUCUCGGGAUGACCAACCACACGUUGAAGUGGGAGGGUGUCUGGAGGGAGCUGGGCUGCCUUGCACGCAGUGCAUCCUUUGCUGUCCGAGAGGAGAGCGGACACUCACUGAAAUCUGCCCUCUCGCACACUGUGUCAAUCGACUCAAGGAAUUCCGCCAUUUUCCCCAACAGGGGCGCCUUACUCCGGAUCAACCAGGAAUUGGCUGGGUACACAGGAGGAGACGCCAGCUUCUUGAAAGAAGAUUUUGAGCUGCAGCUCAACAGACGGCUCUUCUGGGACUCAGUCUUGUCUGCUUCUCUGUGGGGUGGGAUGCUUUGUCCAAUUGGGGGACAGCCGUCCUGCAUCGCUGACAGGUUCUACCUUGGAGGUCCCACCAGUGUACGGGGGUUUGGGAUGUACAGCAUUGGGCCACAGAGUGAAGGUGACUAUCUGGGCGGAGAGGCAUAUUGGGCAGGUGGUCUUCAUCUCUACACUCCACUGCCCUUCAGACCAGGCAAGGGCGGCUUCGGAGACCUUUUCAGAACGCACUUCUUUCUCAACGCAGGCAACCUCUGCAACCUCAACUAUGGUGAUGGUCCCCGGGCACACCUUCAGAAGCUAGCUGAGUGUAUUCGCUGGUCAUACGGAGCAGGCAUUGUGCUGCGGCUCGGAAACAUUGCCAGGCUGGAACUCAACUACUGUGUGCCAAUGGGAGUUCAGAGCGGAGACAGGAUAUGUGACGGCGUCCAGUUUGGAGCAGGAAUUCGCUUCCUGUGACCUCAUCACUCCACUGCCCUCAGUACUUCAGCAGAGGCUGUGACGUGAAAAGGGAGAACGUCUUGUUGUUUGCCACCUGUAACUUGUUGUAGAGUGCAUCACACUAGCAUGGGUCCUAUAUCCUGGGGAAACGUGCCUGACCCCCAAACCCUACUUUGAUAUGCACCAGUCAAGGCUUUUGAACAACAAAGUGUCAGUGCUGGGCCAUGAAACUAAUGAAACUUUUUACAGUUGUUUGAUAGAAGACAAAAUACAAUCAUUGGCAAUCUUCUACAAACAUUCAAGCAACAUCUUUCACUUAUUCUCUUCAUUGGACUAUUGAAUUUGAGUCAUUGUUCCUUUCAUUGGUUUGAAUUCUCCAGCGCUGGCACCUUGUUUGUGGAAAAGUCAUCUACCAGUGAUUUCACCCACUGUAUUUCCUGUGGUGACAUAAAGUAAAUUAUUUCCAGAAUGUUAAAGAGAUUUUUCGGCAUAUUCCUUUUGCCUUCGAGGACUGCUUCUUAAUGGUUUAGUUUGACAGUUAACUGUACGCCACACACUCUUCCUACCUUAUGGGUUUUGUUGAGUUACACUGUGUGAUAGAACAAUGUGUGAGAGAAACCAGCACUUUGUAGUCAAAGCAGUGGUUUUGGAAGGGAAUCUACCCUCAUGCCAAAGCAGUUUCUUCAAACAUUGUAGUCUGAUGUGAACAGCGGGUUGAUCUCUGGAGGUGGGAACCCCCUGAGCAACAUCCGCCACCAGUGCUCUUACCGUUAGUCCUCUUUUUCAUGUUGUUGAAGAUAUUCACAAAUAAAACACAGCUGCUCCCCUG
Molecule: messenger RNA, 2353 nt
Organism: Centropristis striata (black sea bass)
Lineage: Eukaryota; Metazoa; Chordata; Actinopteri; Perciformes; Serranidae
Gene: samm50l
Product: sorting and assembly machinery component 50 homolog, like
Exons: 15
Coding region: 130-1542 (470 amino acids)
Biological process (GO): protein insertion into mitochondrial outer membrane; mitochondrial respiratory chain complex assembly
Cellular component (GO): SAM complex; outer membrane
Source: RefSeq, a predicted model, not a curated record